Messenger RNA from Fusarium oxysporum Fo47, 276 nucleotides. RefSeq lists its product as uncharacterized. Bases 1 to 276 code for a protein of 91 amino acids. Lineage: Eukaryota; Fungi; Ascomycota; Sordariomycetes; Hypocreales; Nectriaceae. The transcript is spliced from 2 exons. The record is from RefSeq and is a predicted model, not a curated record.
AUGGGACUGCCUUUCAGUCCGAAGUCGCAGGGUACUAGCCAGGCUGUUCCAGAGCACUCACAGUCGGACUCCGAGGCUCCUAUCAUUCGCGACGGCGAUCUCACCCACGAGGCUGUCGGUGCUCCCGUCGAAACACGGUCGCCGUUAGGAUACCACGUCAACUGGCUGAUUAUAAUCUUCUUGAACCUCAAUCACAUGGUCGGCACCGGCAUCUUCUCCACGCCAGCUACUAUCCUACGCCUCAUAGGCUCAGUCGGUCUGGCUCUCGUCUACUGA